This is a messenger RNA of Scheffersomyces coipomensis, 3251 nucleotides long. It is a transcript of the gene LEU3, whose product is annotated as leucine-responsive transcriptional regulator. The transcript has a single exon. Gene Ontology annotation, molecular function: transcription cis-regulatory region binding; DNA-binding transcription factor activity, RNA polymerase II-specific; zinc ion binding. Gene Ontology annotation, cellular component: nucleus. The record is from RefSeq and is a predicted model, not a curated record. The coding region runs from base 289 to 3201 and encodes 970 amino acids. Gene Ontology annotation, biological process: regulation of DNA-templated transcription. NCBI's taxonomy places the organism in Eukaryota, Fungi, Ascomycota, Pichiomycetes, Serinales, Debaryomycetaceae.
AAAUUUUCUGUCCAAAUAGACAUUCGCUAAACCUAUUUGUGAUUUUCAAUAAAAUGUUGUCUAUAUAUUCUUUUAAAUACUUCGUUAAAUGUAGGAACAGUAAACCAUUACAAAUAUACUAAUAAUAAUUCGAGAUUCGAUUUAAGCCGCACGUGAUUUUAUAUACUGCAUAUAGCAACUAACAAAAAUUCCAAAAGAAGACAUUUAAGUUAAGGAUAGUGUAAAAAAAAAAAAGAAUACAGAAACAGAUUUAGGCCUUUAGAAGCAUUAGCUGAUAAGUUGAAGAAUAUGUCUAACGGGACAGGGCAGAGGUCCUUAGAUAGUUUAGCUCAUAUUGCAAAUAUGACACAUGAAUUACAAUCGCUUAAUCAUCAACUAAACUCCAGCGCAUCGCCUCCUAAUCAUGGUAUGGGAGGAAGCAACAUAAACAUCACGGCACCAACUUCGACUGCUAGUACUCCUCCUCCACAAGGUUCAUCUCUGCAAAGUCUGAAAUAUGCUAAAGCUAAGAAGAUGGCAUGUGUUGAAUGUCGUCAACAAAAAUCGAAAUGUGAUGCAUUUGAAAGACAACCGGAUGCUUGUACAAGAUGUUCAAAAAAGGGAUUAAAAUGUGAUAUGAAAGCUGAUUAUAGAAGAACUUAUAAAAGAGCAAGAGUGGCUCAAAUGGAGAAAGAAUAUUUAGAAUUAAAGAGAUCAUUAUCUGAAGCGCAAGCUGCUGAACUAUUAGUUAAAGGAGUUCAACAAGGUUCACCUCCAAAUAAUCAUAUUUUACAACCACAACAAGCAAAUCCACAGCAACAACAACAGUCCAUACGACAUGGUCAAAGCUCAGAUAACCGUGGUUAUCCUCUUCCACCAAUACUGUCAACUGUUUCUGGUUUACCAUUUCCUCAAAGAGUAAAUCAAGAAAGUGGUUGGCAGAAUGCAAAUCCAUCAACAGCUUCCCCCUUCCCAUAUGAUGUUAGAUACUCUCAUAAUUCUUCCGAUACAAACACGUCAAUUCCAAAUACUCCAUCAAUAUAUAGACUGUAUGAGGGAACCAUGAAUAGAAAUCAAUCGGAAUCAUUAAAGAUGGUGGAUACUAAGGUUGUUGUUCCAGAUUAUGCACUUGUGUGUGAAGAAAAAUCCAUCGACACUGUCACUUUACCACCAGAAACCAUCAGAUCUUUAUAUGUGGAAUAUGUUGAAAGAUAUCAUCCUAUAUUACCAGUGGUUGAUGUUUUAAAAGGUCCUGAAAGAGUUUAUAGAUUGUGUCCUGCAUUAUUUUGGACAAUCAUGUUUGUUUCAUUAAGAAGAUUUCAAGAAGAUUCCCAGAAAUCAUUACUUUUAGAAUUAUCUCGUAUUGUUAAGAGUGUUUUGGCUGAAAUUAUGAUUUCACCAAUAACAAGAUAUAAUCCAACUGAAGAAGAUGAACCUAUUUUAAAUGCAAGUUCAGUUUAUUCUGUACAAGCUUUCUUACUUUAUUCAUAUUGGCCACCUAUUACAUCUUCGUUAAGUGCAGAUACCUCCUACACCACAACUGGUACCGCUUUAUUCCUGGCCAUUAGAAUUGGUUUACAUUCACCAGGUGCAUUUGAAGUAUCCGAAGUUCGUCAAAAGACUCCUCAACAAUUAGCCAUGGCUCAAGAACUGGCUAAAACUUGGAUUGUUUGUAAUAUUGUAUCCCAAACUAUUGCAACUUCAUUUGGGUUUCCUGCAUUUGUUCAAUUUGAUACAUCUUUAUGGACAUGCAGACCAGGGGGACCAAUUACUAUUCCCAAAACAAUUCAACUCAUGAUGGAAAUUGCUCAUUUUGAAGAUCAAGUGGCAAGAACUUUGAAUUCUAAUCCUCAAGAUGCUUAUGGUUUAGUAGAUCCAGCUGAAAGAUUACCAUUAUUAAAACUUUUACUUGCUCGUUUAGAUGAAAUUGAACUCAAAUUAUUACACGAAUUACCAUCCGAUGAUGGAUUCAGAAGAUUUCAAUUAUUAUCAGCUAGAGUUCAUUUAUUAACAUACUUUUUCAUGGACUCAUCUCGUAUUGCCGAUUUCGAACUUAAACGAGGAUUAGUUAAUUUAUUUAAUGCAGCUACUGCAUUGAUUAAUCUUGCUCAAUACUUUCAAUCAAAAGAUAGAAAGUUUGUUAAGUAUUUACCUGGUGUUCAUAUCUUAAAUAUUUGGCAAGCAGCUUGUAUUAUUGGUAAAUUAACCCACUCACCUUUGAAAAAAGUAAUUGAUGCCGGUUCAGGUAAACAAAGUUAUCAAGCUGCUAUUUCUUUAGCUGCAAAGGCUUCUAUUAUGAAACAUGAUAUGGCUCAUAGAUCUAGUGGUAUAAUGAGAAAUAUGUGGCAAUUGUUUAGAACUUUAGAUGAAAAGAAAAUGAGUACUCUUAGUAUUGAUAUUAGAGCAAGAAUGUCAGCAUCUGUUUUCUUUGAUUGUUUAUAUCUUUUAAGAGAUCAAGUUGGUAUGACCAAGUUGAAUAGUAGAACAGAUCAAAAGAUUCCUGAAGAAGAUGAAGAAGAGGAUGCUGAAGAUGGUUCAUCUAAUGAUGGUGAAGAAUAUGGUUAUAAAAAUAGUGAUGAGAAUGAAGAAGCAGUUGAAUCUGAUACUGAAACAAAUGGAGUUGGUAAUGGAGGAAGUCAAAAAUCUACACCUGGUAGUACAACAUCUUCAGCCAGAAUGAGAAAACAAAGAUCAUUAUCAAAUACAGUUAAUGCCGAAUCUAAUGCAAGAAAGAUUAUUCGUACUAUUCCUUUAGAUCCACAACCAAUUGCUGUAAGUGGUAAGAGAAGUUCAAUAUUCAAAGUUGUAAAUGCAUCGAACGACAGUUCUCCAUAUGUUAAAUCAGAAGGAUCACCUAAUUUCAUUUCACCAUCCAAUCAACAACAACAUGCACAAAGGUCAGCUCAUAGCGAAAGACCGCAAGUGACAUUUGAACCUUUACCAGAACACACAGCACCACAACUUCCAGAUAAUAUUCCAACCUCAUCUCAAACUCUUCCAUCACAACCUGCUAUGAUUACUAGUAAUCAAGUUGCUACCGCAGCAAUGACUCCAAAUAAUAAUUUCAAUAAUGCUCAGAAUGUAACCGAAGCAAUCUUUAACGAAUCUCCAAUUCAAGCAGGAUUGGAAAACUUAGAGAUGGAUAACUUUGAUAUGAACACUGACAUGCUUUGGAAGGAUGUGGACAGUGUGAUGAACGAUUUUGGGUUCCAUACACAUUAAGUAAGACUUUAUAUUUUGUAAUAUAUGUAAACAUAAUAGAAAUUAGCUGU